Molecule: messenger RNA, 1130 nt
Organism: Gordionus sp. m RMFG-2023
Lineage: Eukaryota; Metazoa; Nematomorpha; Gordioida; Chordodea; Parachordodidae
Exons: 3
Coding region: 80-1003 (307 amino acids)
Source: RefSeq, a predicted model, not a curated record
ACGCUUUAUAUUUUCGAUUCAAAGACCAGCCUUAUUAACAAACAUGUGAUCACGAAGUAUUAGAAUUCUGAUUCUAAAAAUGGAUCAAGAUAUAAAAAGUCUUUUAGAAUGUAUAAUUUCAGAAAUAGAGCUCAACAAUAUGAAGGAUUUAUUAACAUCUAGUAAAAGGAGGAGAAGACACGUUUUUAAUUGGAAACAAAAUAUAAGAAAAUAUCUUUGCCAAUCAGGAAAAUCGUAUGUAGAUUAUAAAGGUGUUUACAAACCCGAACGGUCCAUUAAGACGUUAAAAGAUUGUAAGCUAAAAUGUAAAUUCAAAUGCGGUUUGCAAAUAGUCGAAAGCGAGAGAGAACGCGUGCAUUCAAGCUUCUGGAGGCUAGGCAAUGAUGAAAAAAUGGAAUUUUACAAUAAAAACGUGGAACGACAUUACAAGAGCAGGGCCACCACCAAGAAGCAAAAUUCUUACAAAAAAUAUUCGUAUUUUUACCACUUCAUCGUGAAUAACGUCAAAAUUAGGGUUUGUAAGGAGUUUUUCCUCACGACGUUGGACAUAAGCCAGAAAAGGAUAUCCUAUUUUUUCGAAAAUUUUAAAAACAACGAUAACAUCACGUCGUCAUAUUCAUAUCGAAAGGGGAAGCACAAGAAAAAAACUAUAGACGAAGCGUUAAAGGCCCACAUCAGGAAUCAUAUAAAUUCGUUCCAAAAGAUCGAACCACACCAUUGUAUCUUGAAUACCAAAAGAUGGUUGCUGGACGGCUCGCUAAAUUUAAAAAUCAUGUACUCGUUGUACCAGGAUUACUGCAAAGAAAAUAAGGUAGAUUGGUUGAAAGAACAUUAUUAUAGGCGAAUAUUCAAUUCCGAGUUUAGUAUUGGUUUCACGAACAAAAAAAAUCAGUGCCAUUUUUGCAAAGAAAAAUGGGUGAGCGAACAUAACACUUUGGAAGCCUUAGAUAAUUCACAGUAUUUUUAUGAUUACCUGAACAAAUUCAAAGGAGGCCUUAGCUAAUUCGCAUAUUUUUUACUAUUACUCAAAUUCAACGCCAAAAAAAAAUAAAAUUCUAGUCAUCAUUAUCAAUUCGAAUUCAUGGCAAGAUGAAUCAUUAAAUGAGUAUUAUUAAACAAAUAGUUUUUUU